CGCCUCCCGGGGGGAGUGUACGGCCCGCAGUCAGGCCACUGGACACAGGAUUUGGGGCCCUGGAGGUUUCUGCUGAGGCUUCAAGAGGCGUGGUCCUGGUGCUCCAGGCGCUUCCCAUCAGAUAGCAGGAGCCAGUUCUCAGGGUUCCUGGCUGAACACACAAGCUGCAACGCUCCAUAUCCUCUGGCAGAGCUGACUGGGGGCUGCAGGCGACAGUGCCAUAUCCCUCACUGCCUGCUCCGCCUUGCUAAGGCUUGAACCAGAAUCCAACAGGAGCAGCACUGGCCAGUCACUGCCUGCAAGUUUGGGUUCCUGUGUUAGAACUGCCACCUAAGCCCCUCUUAUUUCAUCUUUCCUGUGGUGGAAACCCCUGCCUCCACUGGUGUGAGGUUGAGUUUUUGGAGAGGUGAGCUCUGAGAGGGACUGGCAGUGCUCAGCCUGUGUCCUGGGGCAAAGCUGGAUUCAUUUUCCUUCCUGGCGAUCUUUUGGGGCCCACAGGUGGUAAUUUGGAGGCACUGACACCCUGGUCUCGGUGCCUGUUUUAGAAGAGGCAGAACAGUGAUGUCAAGGAUCUGAAUGAGCAAGGACCCCAUGCCCUCACUGGGCUCACCAGCAGCCCUGACCCUCUAAUCUGCACCCUGUGAGCCACCAAGACUGAACCAAGCCCAGGAAGCGGCGCCACCAACCGGCCUCGCAGAGGCAGAGGCCCUGGAGCAGUGACAGCACAGGAGAUCCGCUGGCUCGGGGGAAGGGGAGGAAAGAGGAAAACAAAGGGAGUGAUCGAGUGAGCCUCGCCCCGCCCUCCCUGUGCCGGCCCAUGAUGUGUCAGUCAGAGGCGCGGCGAGGACCAGAGCUCCGCGCGGCGAAAUGGUUGCACUUCCCCCAGCUGGCCCUGAGGCGGAGGCUGGGGCAGCUGAGCUGCAUGUCCAGACCCGCCCUGAAACUGCGCUCCUGGCCCUUGACCGUCCUCUACUACCUCCUGCCCUUCGGCGCCCUCAGACCGCUCAGCCGGGUGGGAUGGAGGCCCGUAAGCAGGGUGGCUUUGUACAAGUCAGUGCCGACACGCUUGCUGUCACGGGCCUGGGGUCGCCUCAACCAGGUGGAGCUGCCACACUGGCUGCGCAGGCCCGUCUAUAGCCUGUACAUCUGGACCUUCGGGGUGAACAUGAAGGAGGCCGCCGUGGAGGACCUGCAUCACUAUCGCAACCUCAGCGAGUUCUUCCGGCGCAAGCUGAAGCCGCAGGCCCGGCCCGUCUGCGGCCUGCACAGUGUGAUCAGCCCAUCGGAUGGAAAGAUCCUCAACUUUGGGCAGGUGAAGAACUGCGAGGUGGAGCAGGUAAAGGGGGUCACCUACUCCUUGGAGUCGUUCCUGGGCCCACGCACCUACACAGAGGACCUGCCCUUCCCGCCAGCCGCCUCGUGUGACUCCUUCAAGAACCAGCUGGUCACCCGGAAAGGGAAUGAGCUCUAUCACUGUGUCAUCUACCUGGCCCCCGGGGACUACCACUGCUUCCACUCCCCCACAGACUGGACUGUGUCCCACCGGCGCCACUUCCCAGGCUCCCUGAUGUCAGUGAACCCUGGCAUGGCUCGCUGGAUCAAAGAGCUCUUCUGCCAUAACGAGCGGGUAGUCCUGACGGGGGACUGGAAACAUGGCUUCUUCUCACUGACGGCUGUGGGGGCCACCAACGUGGGCUCCAUUCGCAUCUACUUUGACCGGGACCUGCACACAAACAGCCCAAGGCACAGCAAGGGCUCCUACAACGACUUCAGCUUCGUGACGCACACCAAUAGAGAGGGCGUCCCCAUGCGCAAGGGCGAGCACCUGGGCGAGUUCAACCUGGGCUCCACCAUUGUGCUCAUCUUUGAGGCCCCCAAGGACUUCAAUUUCCAGCUGAAAACAGGACAGAAAAUCCGCUUUGGGGAGGCCCUGGGCUCGCUCUAGAGCCUCUUUCCUGAUUAUGGCUGCUAAGGGAUCUUUUCCAAACAGAGUGAGGGUCUUUUAGAUAGGGAGGCCCAUGAGGCCAUCCAGGUGAGGGCCUGCCUCAGGGUGGGUGAGAGUCUGACCAGGUAGGACUUGAAUGACUCGGCUCCCACCUGUUCCGGAGGUGCAGACAAGAGGUGGUGAGAGCCCCCGUCAUGCCCUCAACCUAUCCUGUUCCUUCUCCCUACAAAUAAAAAGUGCAGGCUGGAAUGAUCUGUCACAUUUGGAUCUUUUUAAACACUGUAUAGACGGGAGAUCCUGCAUUCCCGACUGAACCUUCAGUUGGUCUCGAUUGUCAUUUUUCCUUGCUGCUCCUCCCCAUCACCUGGGCUGUUUUCUGUUGGCCCCUUUUGUUUUUUGGCCUUAACCCUCCUGCUGCACAGGGUGAGGUGCCUCCUUGGCACAGACUGUGGAUGCCUCUUCCCCCAGCAGAGCCACACAGCCUUCAUGACAACUGCUUUCUGUUCCCAAAUUCACCUCAUCCUGCUCUUUAGAAAAAGCAGUCUUUGUGCUUGCGGCUGAAUGCAUCACCCUGGACUCUGCCAGUGUCUUCUGAGGACACUGAUUAAUGAUACAGACCUCUGUAGGACCUGAUGAGUGACCUUCUGGAGCUGGUCAGGUCCUCGUUGCAGCAGGCAAGACUAAUUACUGAACCUGCCUCAUGGCACCAGAAUGAACAGGGCAGGCAGGUGGUAGGCCCAGCUGGGGACAGGGGAGAGUUCCUGUCCUCCCCAUAUCCCUACAUGAAAUGUGGGAAAGUUGCUGCUGUUGAUUCAGGGUCUGUCUGGGAGGCAGAGGGCCCUUGGUGGAUAGUUGGUCAGUGCCUGGAAAACCUGUCCCAGUUAUCAGGAAUGCGUGCCUGGGGAGCCCCCAAUGGCGGGGACAGGGCCAGAGUUCAUGUUGACCCUGGGGACGCUGUGAAUUUCUCCUGCAGGAGAGCCAUCAUUGAACUUUUUCAACUGUAUCAGUAGCACAGUAUUUUUGUAUGAGAAGUGGGAGACUUCUGAACAGUAAUUCAUUUAAUGGCAAAACAUUUUGAAAUAAAAAAAUAAAACUUA
This is a messenger RNA of Mandrillus leucophaeus (drill), 3042 nucleotides long. It is a transcript of the gene PISD, whose product is annotated as phosphatidylserine decarboxylase. The transcript is spliced from 10 exons. Gene Ontology annotation, cellular component: mitochondrion. NCBI's taxonomy places the organism in Eukaryota, Metazoa, Chordata, Mammalia, Primates, Cercopithecidae. The record is from RefSeq and is a predicted model, not a curated record. Bases 818 to 1945 code for a protein of 375 amino acids. Gene Ontology annotation, molecular function: phosphatidylserine decarboxylase activity. Gene Ontology annotation, biological process: phosphatidylethanolamine biosynthetic process.